CGUGAUGACGUCACAUAUCGUGCGACAAUCCUGAUAUGCUAUGUUUAUGUUUUCUUCGGCUCGAGAUCUUUAUCUAAACACAUACAGUUUCUUUGUCAUAUUUAAGAGCCAAAAUGAGCAACGAAACCGUUUUCUUAUACGAAUAUAAGCAACUCAAAAGCUGAUCAGGUAAAGAAGCAAAUACUGACGGACCCCAAGCUGUAACGGAAACCCUAAGGUUUUGUGUACUUAAGACCUCGGGGACAUGGGCAGGCUGGAUGACGCUGCCAAGCGGAAGGUGGUGGAAUUGCGUGAAGCAGGCCUAAGCUUCCGCAAGAUAAAAGCUGUGCUGGAGCUGGAGAACAUCAAAGUAUCUGCUCAGGCAAUCUACCUCUUCCUGAAGGAGUUUAAUGGAAGAGGCAGACAAAAUGAUGCUCCCAUGUCCGGGAACGGUGGAUCUACAACAGCUUCGGGAUCAAGGGAUACAGGGCUAGGCGAGUCGAGACACAGUGGCUGGAGUGAGCAGCAACUAAGGAAUCUGCUUCGUGAGGCUGCCCAUGUUGCUGGCUUCUCAUCCUCUUCGGACUCCUCAGGGCAGACUGGGGUAGCUUCAGAAACCAGGGGACACUCCUCUGGGGCAAGCAUAACUAACCAGGAGCCACAGCAGGGAGACAGGAAGGACGAGGAUGUCCGCAUCAUAAGUGUAACCUCACUGGCACAGAAUACCCACCAUGAUGGCGUUCAAACAGUACGUUCAGGGUUUGGCUCAGGAGCAAUGGCUGGAACAUUUUCAAGGAGAAGGUACACACCCUCGCCAGCAAACCCAGUCCUUGUGGCUCGGAAAAGGCUCCUGGACAAGGCUUUGCUCCACAGAGCAAGGGUACGGGACAGUGGCCCUCAGUCUGCCCAACAAACUGUGUCAUUAGUGAGAAGAGAGCAGUCCUGUUUCCCUUAUUCAGAAGGAAGGAAGGUCAUGUUACCUCAAACAAGCUCAUUCAACCCCACUUCUACCCGACCUGUAAGGGGGCUCCACCCAGGGACCAACCUUUUUCGACAAGGAUUUCAGCAACGUGCAAAUAUACCUACCCGCUCUACAGAACAGUCACCCCGUGUUGGCAUUCGGAUUCCUGUGCCAGGUCAGUCAAGUACCGGGCCACAGAACGCAAACUCGUCUGUAAGGGCUCCAGCUCCGACUAAUCAUCAGCAGUCUCCUCCAAACCAGCAGAGCAACGUGGACACCGGAGCACCAAGUGCACUGCAGGAGCAGGUCAAGUCUCUUGCUUCUGAAGUGCGCAGCCUUGGCUUGGCUCUCAGGAUGAUGGUAGAGCAGCAGGGCCGCCUGGAGAAGGAGCAGAGCCAGCAGACCCAAGUCCAAAAGCAGAUCCUCAGCACCUUGCAGAAAUUAGCAUCUAAACAGGGACCCUGUGGCUUUCAACACAAUACAACCCCUACACUGCCCCAGUGCCCAUUGUCCUCAGCCUCCUACAGCCAGAGCACCUUCACCCCCAGCCAAGGCAGUAGUUUGUGCAGCCAAGCCCCAUCCAGGUAUAACGAAAUCAAUGGAUCCACCCUUGAGAAUAUUGAGCCAUUUUCUCUGGACACUCUCAGCACUGCAGCUAUAGAUGGCUUUCAAACCUCUGAGACUCUGUCAUUCAACCGAACACACUCACCAACAUUUACACAGGCACACACACAAACAUUCACGUCUGAGAUAGUCAGUUACACACAGCCUCACACAGACACUUAUGCAGGAAUGGACAGCAAGCCAGCAGAAAUAGCCUCACCGAACACAGACAGAUCCUUUCAGGUCUGCAGGUCUUCAAGUCAGUCUUCUACUGAAGCUAUUUCUGUUCAUGAUCCCCAACUGACUAUUGUAAAAAUUGAAAAUGUUUAAAAAAAAAUGCAGAAACUGACAAACACCACUGUGUUUGUUCCUUGCUGAAAUUUGAUGAAUUUUAGAGUGAAUCAUUUUAUGGUACUGUAGCUUCAGCAAUAGUGGACAAGUAAUAGUAACACAAGCUUUAAUAAUGGGCCAAUCAUCAUACCAUACAUUCACAAAAAACAUUUAAUAUAUCAUAAAUUUUGAAUUAAUUGUUUUUAAUUCUCUAUUUAUGUGUGUUUUUUAUUUAAUGAGCAAAUUACACGUUUUGUGUUUGGCAAAAUAAGGCAAAAUAAAACCUGACUGUUUUCUUAAAUACAUGACUAUACAGUAAAAAGUGAUUCAUUUAUAAGAUUCAAAUGAUUUAGAUAUUGCAGUUGAAAUUACACUUUUCUAUAAGUAUCAAUUGCAAGCUGAAUGAUUCUUGUUAUAAUUUAUUCGAGGCUCUGGUGCUACAUCAUAAAAGUAAAAUGGUGUAGAGAUCCCAUCUGCCAUCCCGAGCACUCCACAAAGAAACACGUGUUUACUUUUAUACAUUUUUAAAGGGAACUCAGAAAAGAAAGUAGAAGCAAGGCUAAAAUCACAAAGCGUUAGUGUGGUCAGGUACCGAUGACAGGUGAGAAGGCCUGGUGCACAGUUAGAAAUUUAAAAACUCAAGUUCUUCCACUUCAACCUUGGCAAAACAUGUCUUUACAUGGUUAUUGUCAUUUUGGAAAUUUGUUUGCUCCUCUUAGUUCCUCUGAAAAUCAUAUAUAGACUAUUAUGUAAAUAUACCAAUAGAACAGUGUGAGGAAGGUUGACAUGACGGUUCACAAGACUUUGGCCAUAUAUUGUGUUUUGUGUACUCAGCCCAACAUAGUAAAAGCAAUCACUCUGUAUGGGUUGACACAUUACAGAUCGUUACAGAUGUUUGUGGCAAAACUCUUGUGGUAGUUUUGCAGUGUGACUGGGGGAAUUGCCUUGCAUAAAAAAAAUGUGGAAUGAUGGACAUGCUUGCAGGGAAGGAACUGCAUGUUGCUUAUAACGGUUCUGAUAAACAUUUGCAUUCACCCUGUGAAGUAGCUGAGGCUUCUGCUGCAGAAAACAUCUCCUAAACCUUGACACUGUCAGCAUGCUGCGUGGACAGAGGAGAACUGGUCCACUUUACUGAUGAGUGAGUUUAAUUUAUUUGGGUCCAAUGGGAAACAUUGUCUUUUCAUCAAACUGGGGAAAGACUGAACCCAAAGUGUGUAAAGAAGUCCCUGAAAGGUGGAGGAGGAAGUGUCAUAGUUUGUUGGAUGUUUGCGGCAGCAAUUUUCAUGCAAGGUAAUGCCCCUGUAACAAUGCUAACAGGUCCUUGAAGGUAAGAACAUUGAAAUAAUGAAAUGGCCAGGCCAGAGUCCUGAUCUAAAACCGAUUGAAAAUCUUUGGAAAGUCCUUGGCAACAAAGUUAUUGUUAAAAAACCCUCUACAAUUACAGAUCUGUGGAAGAGUAGAGAAUACGAAGAUCACACCAGGGCAGUGUGAGAAGCUAGUGAAGUCUUGCAGCUACAGAUGUGCUGAAGUCAUUCAAAGCAAGGGCCUACUAAAUGUGACAUAUGUAACCCUCAAAAAUUUGAGUUGUAACGUUCUUUUGUGCUACACAGUGGUUACUGUUCUCUAAUUUUGAUCAGUGUUUUCCACAAAAUAAAGGUUUUUGUUGAA
Messenger RNA from Tachysurus vachellii, 3541 nucleotides. RefSeq lists its product as uncharacterized. The coding region runs from base 245 to 1873 and encodes 542 amino acids. The record is from RefSeq and is a predicted model, not a curated record. Lineage: Eukaryota; Metazoa; Chordata; Actinopteri; Siluriformes; Bagridae. The transcript has 4 exons.